Messenger RNA from Triticum aestivum (bread wheat), 2260 nucleotides. RefSeq names its product mitogen-activated protein kinase 2. Gene Ontology annotation, biological process: protein phosphorylation. Lineage: Eukaryota; Viridiplantae; Streptophyta; Magnoliopsida; Poales; Poaceae. Gene Ontology annotation, molecular function: ATP binding; protein tyrosine kinase activity. The transcript has 10 exons. The record is from RefSeq and is a predicted model, not a curated record. The coding region runs from base 1 to 1845 and encodes 614 amino acids.
AUGGAGCUUGAAGCAACAAUGGAGCUUGGGGAUGGAAGAGGUAGUCAACUCGGAGAAGAAGACACCCCUUAUAUAGUGGAGGAACAAAUCCAACCAUUAUCCACCAACUCAGCCUGUGUAGCACGGUACUACCGCGUCGGGGACGUGGUACUACCGCAAGGGCACACAGUACUACCGCAGGGCCCCGUGGUACUACCGCCCGUGCAGCAGAAACUAGAACAACCCAGAUGCAAUGAAGCAGAGGGCGGUAGAACCGCUGGCGUGGUACUACCUCUCCCCCUUGCGGUACUACCGCAAGGCAGGGAUAGUCCAGAUUUUGGGAAGGCACGGACAUAUAAAAAUACAUCCGUGGCAACUUCCGCUGAGUUGGGAUCUAUGCAAAAAUCCGACACGGUAGUACUGCAAGCCAGGAGCGAACGAGUAAAGAGACUUGCCGGUAACGAGAUUGAACUAGGUAUGAUGAUACCGAUGAUCGAAUCUCGGGCAAGUAACAUACCGAUGACAAAGGGGAUGGCUUUGUUCGGAGUCCCGAAUAAGAUCACGGACAUGACGAGGAGUCUCGAAAUGGUCAAGAGGUGCCGUAUGUUCGGUACUUGGAUCGGUUGGAUCGUGAAGACGUUCGACUACAUCAACCGCGUUACUAAACGCUUCCGCUUUCGGUCUAUGAGGGCGUGCGGGUCGAUGCGCAUGGAGGGUGGAGGUGCCGGGGCAGGAGGAGGAGGCCACGGCGGCGGCCAUGGCCUCGGCGGCGAGGCGCAGAUCAAGGGCACGCUCACCCACGGCGGCAGGUACGUGCAGUACAACGUCUACGGCAACCUCUUUGAGGUCUCUGCUAAGUACGUCCCGCCCAUCCGACCUGUCGGCCGCGGCGCCUGCGGCAUCAUCUGUGCUGCUGUAAAUGCACAGACUCGUGAGGAGGUCGCUAUCAAGAAGAUUGGUAAUGCGUUUGACAACCAGAUCGAUGCCAAACGCACUUUGCGAGAAGUAAAGCUGCUUCGCCACAUGAAUCAUGAGAAUGUGAUUUCAAUAAAGGACAUCAUACGCCCACCAAGGCGGGAGAACUUCAAUGAUGUUUACAUCGUCUACGAACUGAUGGACACUGAUCUUCACCACCUUCUAAGAUCAAACCAGCCACUCACAGAUGAUCACUGUCAGUAUUUUCUCUACCAAGUGCUCCGAGGAUUGAAGUAUGUGCAUUCAGCAAAGGUCUUGCACCGGGACCUCAGGCCGAGCAACCUGCUGCUCAAUGCCAAGUGUGAACUCAAGAUUGGAGAUUUUGGCUUGGCUAGGACCACCACUGAGACUGACUUCAUGAUGGAGUAUGUUGUUACUCGGUGGUACAGGGCACCGGAGCUCCUGCUCAACUGCUCGGAGUACACUGCAGCAAUUGAUAUCUGGUCAGUGGGUUGCAUCCUCGGUGAGAUUGCUACGAGGGAGCCACUGUUUCCUGGAAAAGAUUAUGUUCAUCAGCUGAGGCUAAUUACUGAGCUGAUAGGCUCACCAGAUGACACGAGCCUUGGGUUUCUUCGAAGUGAUAAUGCCCGCAGAUACGUGAGGUCUCUUCCUCAAUACCCGAAACAGCAUUUUGGUUCACGGUUCCCCAGUAUGUCCACUGGCGCCAUGGAUUUGCUUGAGAGGAUGCUCGUAUUUGAUCCGAGCAAGAGGAUUACUGUUGAUGAGGCUCUAUGCCAUCCUUAUUUAGCAUCCCUUCAUGAGAUAAAUGAUGAACCUGUCUGCCCAGCGCCUUUCAGCUUCGACUUUGAGCAGCCAUCAUUUACUGAGGAAGAUAUUAAAGAACUCAUUUGGAGGGAGGCUCUGAAGUUCAACCCUGAAUCAAUUCACUGAAAAGUUCCCAAUGUAGAAAAGAAGCAAUUUCAAAUGGCAAAUCUAUCAGCUCCGUGGGAAAAUACAUGAGCUGACAGCACGAUGUACAGAGUAAUCAGUGAUCACGUCUCAGCAUCUUGUCAUACGGCUUGUUGAUGACACCAUGACGUCGAAAACCUGGAAAUUUAAGAACCAUGAAUGCUUGAUCAAUAAUUUGUUAGCCAAAAAAAGUGGGGCCAUUAUCUGUAUCAUGUUAGGUUGUAUCUACCCCCUUUUUGUUGUAUGCUUAACAAGACCUGAGUUAUGGACUAUGGUAUUACAGUUUCCGGCCACUCUUCCGUUGUCAGUGUUGUUCACCAUCCAACGGAUGUUACUUAUUAUUAUUGUGUUCUAAACCCUGCAAUCAAUAUACAUGUAGUCUAUUGUGUCCCCAAUA